Molecule: messenger RNA, 1077 nt
Organism: Ambispora leptoticha
Lineage: Eukaryota; Fungi; Glomeromycota; Glomeromycetes; Archaeosporales; Ambisporaceae
Source: the annotation of a GenBank genome assembly
AUGUCUCAACCAGCAAAACAUGUAUCAUUUAUUGAGAAACAAACAAUUUCUAAUGUGUUGGCUGAAAAACCAAAUAUUCAGUCGCUUAUUCAGUUGUCGGUAAACGCUACCGUUGAGGAGGCAUUUGACUUGUUAUUAGCUGAGAAUAUAUUGAGCGUUCCUGUAUAUCGAAUAUGGAAAGGACAUCGAGAACCGAUUGCUUUAGUUAGUGCAUUUGAUUUGGUUACGUUCGUGUGCUUACAGUUUACUGACGAUCUAUCAGACAAUCAAGAAUCAUUUAACGAGAAAUCAAUUUUCCUCCAGAAAUCAAUAGGCGAAUUAAUUGGUCUUUCUCCAGAAUCAACACAUCUCACAAUUCGUCAUCCAUCAGACUCUCUUCAAGAACUUCUCGUUCUCUUUACACAUCACAAAGUUCACCGAGUCCUGGUAACCAGUCAAGUUCCCUCGUCACCUGACGAAACAAUCAAUGACGUCAUUAAUGAAGACUUAAUUCAACCAUGCUUUAUUUCACAAACUGACGUAAUUCGAUUUCUCGUUAAACAUAAUCAUCAAUUGGGAGAAAUUUUGGAUCUGCCCGCGUCGGAGGCCGCGAAUCGUGCGUCAUUAUCGCGUCGGGGUGGAUUCGCGGCAUUGUCGACAAUCACAAUACACGAUCAGGCCUUAACCGCCUUUCGUAAAAUUUACGAGGACAAAGUUAAUGCGGUCGCGAUUUUGAAUGAUGAAGGAAUGUUAGUGGGUGAAAUUUCUGCAGCUGAUUUACGAGGAUUGAAUAGAAAUCGUCUAAAUGAUCUCAAGAAACCGGUAAUAAUGUUUCUGAACACCUGCAAAGGAGGACUAAUCAAGCCGCUAACCUGUCGACAAAGAUACACUCUGAGCCAAGUAAUGUCGGGAAUAAUGUUGAGCAAAGUACAUCGUGCUUGGUUUGUUGACGACGAUGAUAUUCCAAUCGGUGUAAUCACCUUAAGUGAUAUCUUAUACAUGUUUCUCUCGCCUGAAAUGAACAUUUUUAAAAAAGUGCCAGAAAAUAAUUCUUAUUCAACGUAUUCGUUAUCUUCGGCUUCGUCUUUUUAUCAUUGA